Molecule: messenger RNA, 585 nt
Organism: Rhipicephalus microplus (southern cattle tick)
Lineage: Eukaryota; Metazoa; Arthropoda; Arachnida; Ixodida; Ixodidae
Product: HHIP-like protein 1
Source: RefSeq, a predicted model, not a curated record
AAGCCCGCUUCAUGCGAGCGUAAAAAGAUCGCGAUGAGGCGCGUAGUGCGAUUCGUGUGCGCCCUGGCCCUACUGUUCGACAUGUGCCGCUCAGAAGCAUGUUACAGUUUUGAGGGAAUAUUGCGGGGUCUCAGACAUCCCGUAGGCAUUGUGCCCUUGUCCAAGCAGCAGCUGCUUGUCGGGGAGCACAGGGGCGUAAUCUUGCAAGUGCCACUAGGGGCUCCAGAGAACGCGCACGUGUUCUUGAACAUAACGAGUCAGGUGGCGACUUCGAAUGCGCCAGCGGACGAGCGCGGACUGCUGAGCUUCGUCUUGGACCCAGAUUUCGCCCACGAGAAGAGCGUCUACGUCUGUUACAGUGCCCCUUCGAAACAAACGGGCGUAGACCACGAAACCACUGUCUCCAGAUUUGCGGUAUCCGGCCACGGCAGCGCUCUGAAGGCGGUGGCCGAGGUGGUUCUGCUGCGCGUGGCCCAGCGCAACCACCGCUACAACGGUGGCCAUCUCCUGUUCGGCCCAGACCGGUGCCUGUACGUGACGACGGGAGACGACGCCAGUAACGGCAGCCACCGUUUUGACCUGUGA